Molecule: messenger RNA, 735 nt
Organism: Colletotrichum gloeosporioides
Lineage: Eukaryota; Fungi; Ascomycota; Sordariomycetes; Glomerellales; Glomerellaceae
Product: putative oxidoreductase
Exons: 3
Coding region: 1-735 (244 amino acids)
Cellular component (GO): cytoplasm
Molecular function (GO): oxidoreductase activity, acting on the CH-OH group of donors, NAD or NADP as acceptor
Source: RefSeq, a predicted model, not a curated record
AUGGCCGACAUCAACACCAACGAGAAAUUGCUGCAGGAGCUAGGCGACAAUGCGAGCUUCCACAAGACGGACGUCUCCAGCUACAGCGAACAAUCGAAGACAUUCCAGGACGUGUGGGAUCAGUACGGCAGGAUCGAUGCACUGCUAGCCAACGCAGGCGUUGUAGACAAGGGUUCAAUCUACAUUCUGAACCACAGAGGGUCUGACGAGUUGCCGCCGAAGCCCAACAUGGGCUGCACCGAUGUUAACUUCAAGGGGUUGGUGUACGGCACGCAGCUGGCCAUCCAUUUCAUGCGGAAGAAUGAGACCCCUGGAGGUAGCAUCAUUGCGACAUCGAGCAAUGCGGCUGUCAUCCCCCACGAAGCUGCUCCGGAGUAUUGCGGCACGAAAGCUGGUAUGGUCGGCUUCGUGCGCGGGGCAUCCCGCGUGCUCAAGAUUAAAGAAAACAUUCGCAUCAAUGCCGUCUUGCCUGGCGUCAUUCGGACGCCUUUGUUGCCUGCUGGUGCGAUCGCCGCAGUACCUCCUGAGUGUAUCACGCAACUCUCGACUGUCGUAUCCGCAUUCAACAAGUUCUUGGAUGAUGAGAGUCUCAACGGGGAAGCCCUCGAAUGCUCAGCCGAAGAUGUGGUCCCAUUGGUGUACGGCAAGUCGACAAUGAGCCCGGUGCCUGUCUGGGAUCCGCUGUUCAAGAUGAUGCAUCAUGAGAACUCCGGUCUUCCAGAGGCCGUUGCUUAG